AUGACGACAUCUUUUGCUAUCCUUUGUCUAUCAAUUGCUAUAAUUGAAUGCAUGGCAGGAAUUCUAGGAAAUGGAAUUAUCUUGGCUGCCAGUUCAUCGAGCUGCAUUGGGAGCAAAAUCUGGCUCCCAUAUGAUAUGAUCGUGAUCUCGCUGAGUUCAUCUAGAUUCAUUUUGCAGGCAUGGAUUACACUGGAUUCCUUAGUGACUAUAUUUUAUGAAAACUUCUUUUAUACAGAAAAUGUGUACCUAGUUCCCAAGACAAUUUUUACCUUUCUGAACUACUCCAGCCUCUGGUUUGGAGCCUGGCUUAGUGUCUUCUAUUGCAUCAAGGUUGCCAGUUUUACACAGUCUUUCUUCAUCUGGCUGAAGCUGAGAAUUGCCAGGCUGGUGCCCUGGAUGCUGCUCACAUCAUGGCUCUGCUCCUUCACAGCUGCAAUUUCCUUUGUCUGGGAUGACCACAGUGUGCAUGAGAACAGCACUGCUCCUUCAUCCAUGACAAACCCUUCAGCAUGGACAACCACAAGGAAAGACAGUUUGGGUUUAUUAAUCCUUAUCUGUAAUGCUGGUAUAGGUAUGCCUUUAAUACUGUCUGUUGUUUCAAGUGUACUGCUGAUUCGGUCGCUGUGGAUCCACACCAGACGCAUGCAAAAUAAUGCAAGUGGCUUCAGGGAUCCCAGCUUAGAGGCCCAUAUGAAAGCCAUCAAGUCAGUCUGUUCCUUCCUUUUCCUUUACAUUAUAUACUUUAUUUGUGUUCUUAUCAUAUUAUUUAACAUUUUUUCACGUUUAAGCAAUGGAGAAAUGAUUUGUGUGGUUUUAAUGGCUGCCUGCCCUACAGGACAUUCCUUUGUCAUAAUUUGGAGCAAUCCCAAAUUUCGAGAGCUGCCAGCUAGGAUUUGGCACCACACUAACUGCCAUGGCAGAAUUGCACCCAUGUAA
Messenger RNA from Melospiza melodia melodia, 936 nucleotides. Its product is annotated as taste receptor type 2 member 40-like. Gene Ontology annotation, biological process: G protein-coupled receptor signaling pathway; sensory perception of taste; detection of chemical stimulus involved in sensory perception of bitter taste. Gene Ontology annotation, cellular component: membrane. Lineage: Eukaryota; Metazoa; Chordata; Aves; Passeriformes; Passerellidae. The record is from RefSeq and is a predicted model, not a curated record. Gene Ontology annotation, molecular function: G protein-coupled receptor activity; bitter taste receptor activity. The coding region runs from base 1 to 936 and encodes 311 amino acids. The transcript has a single exon.